Messenger RNA from Rhagoletis zephyria (snowberry fruit fly), 665 nucleotides. RefSeq names its product endoplasmic reticulum mannosyl-oligosaccharide 1,2-alpha-mannosidase-like. Gene Ontology annotation, biological process: carbohydrate metabolic process; mannose trimming involved in glycoprotein ERAD pathway. Gene Ontology annotation, molecular function: calcium ion binding; mannosyl-oligosaccharide 1,2-alpha-mannosidase activity. Gene Ontology annotation, cellular component: endoplasmic reticulum; membrane. NCBI's taxonomy places the organism in Eukaryota, Metazoa, Arthropoda, Insecta, Diptera, Tephritidae. The record is from RefSeq and is a predicted model, not a curated record.
AUAAAGUCACUUGAUUCCAACAAUCUGGAUCAGAAGAAUGACGUUGGUGUCGAAAGUGCAGCAGUAUUACCAGAAAGUCAGAAGUCAAACGCUUUACAGGGUCCUUUAGUUGAUGCUCCGAAUAAAAUAAGUAUACAAGAAAUCAACAUCAACGAUAAUCACAUUGAAAGUCCCUCCGUUGAUGCUAAGGCGAGCACUGAAGAUGUUGAGCGUGUCGCUUUGGAAGCAGCUGUGUUAAAUCCGCGAGUUGUGCCUGGCACAAAUAAUAUUGCAAUUAAUGAUUUUGUCAACAGUCUAGACACCUAUACCUUGCCGCAAAAGCAACAUUUCCACGGCGCUACAAAUGAGCGUCAAACUGCUGUUAUUGCGGCUUUCAAGCACUCAUGGAGCGGUUAUAAAAAGUAUGCUUGGGGGCAUGACAACUUGAAGCCAUUAUCACAGGGUUCGCACGAUUGGUUUGGCUUGGGUUUGACCAUCGUGGACUCGCUGGACACAAUGUAUAUAAUGGGUUUAGAGGAUGAAUUUAAUGAGGGUCGUGAGUGGGUCAACAAUUUCCUCACAUUUGAUAUCAAUCGGGAUGUGAAUCUGUUCGAAGUUACUAUACGUGUUUUAGGUGGCCUAUUGUCUGCUUACCAUUUAAGUGGUGAUAAAAUGUUUUUGACGAA